GUACGCCCAUUGUCGCCGGCGAAAUCCAAUCACUCUUUCUCAAAUACACUCCAACAGGAGGAGCUUUAUCGAAAAUGCAUUCCAUUUUUCCGAUGAUAUCUAGAUUCUCCGACCACCACAAUAUCCAUCUCCGCCGCUACAACCGCCACUGUCUUUCGCAUCCUCUUCCACCGCCGCUGCCACCUCAUCACCAGAGCACAAAAAUCCUACACCUCCCGCAUAAUUUCGGAAUCUCCGCCAUAGAAGCCGCUCAACCCUUAGACUACAAAUCCAAAAUCUUCGAACGUAUCACCAUAUACAAAACUCUGAAAAUUGGCAUUGUAGGGUUCGGCAACUUCGGGCAGUUCCUUGCGAAAACCCUAGUCCGUCAAGGCCACACCAUCCUUGCUCACUCCCGCUCAGAUUACUCCGCCAUUGCUGCUGAGCUUGGCGUUUCAUUCUACUUUAACGCCGAUGACCUUUGUGAAGAACACCCGGAUGUAAUCAUUCUCUGCACAUCAGUCCUCUCAACUGAAAAAGUACUCCGCUCAUUACCAUUACAAAGAUUGAAGCGCAGCACAUUAUUUGUUGAUGUUUUAUCUGUUAAAGAGUUUGCUAAAGAUUUGCUCAUGCAAAUAUUACCAUUAGAUUUCGAUAUUCUAUGUACACAUCCGAUGUUUGGGCCUGAAAGUGGUAAAGAUAGCUGGAAAGGUCUUCCAUUUAUGUAUGACAAAGUCAGAAUUGGCCAUGAUGAAUCUAGAGUUUUGCGUUGUGAGAAUUUUCUUGAUGCAUUUGUAAAAGAAGGGUGUUUAAUGAAGGAAAUGACAUGUGUUGACCAUGAUCAACAUGCAGCUGAGUCUCAAUUCAUAACUCAUACAAUAGGGAGGAUCUUGGAAAAGCUAGAUUUGGAUAGUACUCCGAUUAACACAAAAGGGUAUGAAAGUUUGUUGGAUUUAGUUCAGAAUACAUCGAGUGAUAGUUUUGAGUUGUAUUAUGGAUUGUUUAUGUACAAUAAGAAUGCAAUGCAACAGUUGGAAAGGUUGGAUUUGGCUUUUGAAUCGUUGAAGAAAGAGCUGUUUGGUCAGUUACAUGAGGUUUUGAGAAAACAAUUGUUUCGGACAAGGGAACGACAUUUGGGAGUUUUACAAGAACCACGAGCUUUAUUGAAGCUACCUCCGAAUGGGAAUGGACAUGCACUUCCACAACGAUCAGGUUCUUCUAUUAGUUGAGGACAACAAAAGAUUUUCAAAAUCAUUGUUUAUGUUAAUUCUUGUUCUAGUGUUUGAUUAUAUGUUAAAUGUCUUAAAUACCAUUUGGUAGAGAGAAACAAAGGAAUCUUGUGGGCUCAAUUAAUUGUAACAUCCCUAAUGAUAUGCUCCAAGAUGGGUGGAUCGAGGGAAGUCCACAUGUUGAGUUGCCUAAAGCAGAAAAUAUCUUCUGCUCAUUGUGUAUUACCCACAAACUUGUAAGUAAUGUGUUGUAAGUUUCCUUUGUGAUGGUUAUGUAAGAAUUGUGAAACAAAAGGGACAGGUUGCUAGCUAUCUAAUUCUUGAACAUUUGUGAAGAAAAAAAGGAGAGGGAUAUUGGUGUGUUGUUUGGUAGGAAACUUUUUAGAAAUGUCCAAAUCUUGAGUUGCAGCGAAGUUAAUUAAGUAUCUACCUAGUGCUUCUGUUGAAGAAAUUCUCAAAGUGAUUAGUGCAUAGGGGUCACUGGAAAAUUCCAAUAAAUGCAAGCAGAUUCUGAAUAUAUUUAAUAAUUAUCAUGUUGUAGCUAGUGUGAUAUAUAAGAAGUAUAUAUAAGUGGAAUAGCAUUUUUUGGCAAUCACGCAAAAGUUGAUUGAAACACUUUUUGACAACG
Molecule: messenger RNA, 1836 nt
Organism: Lactuca sativa (garden lettuce)
Lineage: Eukaryota; Viridiplantae; Streptophyta; Magnoliopsida; Asterales; Asteraceae
Product: arogenate dehydrogenase 2, chloroplastic
Biological process (GO): L-tyrosine biosynthetic process
Molecular function (GO): prephenate dehydrogenase (NADP+) activity; NAD+ binding; prephenate dehydrogenase (NAD+) activity
Source: RefSeq, a predicted model, not a curated record